GUUUCACAGCCUACCUGUUGUCGGAGGAGUGCGAUCUGUUUGAUCCCGAGCACCUGUCUGUCUGCCAAGACAUGACCCACCCGCUCAGUCACUACUUCAUCGCCAGCUCACAUAACACGUAUUUAUUAGAAGACCAACUGAAAGGACCCUCAAGUGUGGACGGCUACAUCAGAGCGCUGCAGAAGGGCUGUCGGUGUGUGGAGUUGGACUGCUGGGACGGCCCUAAUGAUGAACCAAUCAUAUACCAUGGCCACACACUGACAUCCAAAAUCUCUUUCAAGUCAGUUAUUGAAGCGAUCAAUGAGCAUGCUUUUGCUUAUUCAGAGUAUCCUGUGAUAUUGGCCAUAGAAAACCACUGCACGGUGAAACAACAGCAGACUAUGGCACACUACCUGAAGUCCAUCUUUGGAGACAGACUGUUUGCUAGCAGUGUGGAUAUAAACCGAACCACACUUCCUUCGCCAGAGUUUUUUAAAGGAAAGAUACUCAUUAAAGGUAAAAAACUUCCAUCUAGCAAUGAAUCCAGUGAAGGAUAUGUUACUGACGAGGAUGAAGGGGCAGAACCUGAGAAAAAGAAAAAUCAGAAAAGGGUAAGUUAUGUUCCAUUCAUUUUACACACACAUGCACACAAGUACUGGGAGAUGAAUUCCUUCAGUGAGUCUCAGGCCCUCAAAUUGGCCUUGUCCUGCCCGGAGGAGUUUGUGAACCACAACAAGAAAUUUUUGUCCCGGGUUUACCCAAACGGCAUGAGGGUGGAUUCCAGUAACUAUAACCCACAGGACCUCUGGAACUGCGGGUGUCAGAUGGUUGCCCUCAACUUCCAAACAGCAGGGCUGAUGAUGGACCUCUACCAUGGGUGGUUCCAGAAAAAUGGGGCCUGUGGUUACAUCCUGAAACCUGCCAUCAUGAGAGAGGAGAUUGCUUACUUCAGUGCCAAUACUCGGGAUGUGAUACCUGGUGUAUCACCUCAGAUUCUCCACAUAAAGAUCAUCAGUGGCCAGAACUUUCCAAAACCAAAAGGCUCCGCUGCAAAAGGAGAUGUGACAGAUCCCUAUAUCACCAUUGAGGUAUUUGGUAUUCCAGCAGAUUGCUCUGAGGAAAGAACCAAAACUGUCCCGCAUAACGGUUACAACCCCAUUUUCGAUGAAAGCUUUGAGUUCCAGAUAAACCUGCCCGAGCUGGCCUUGGUGAGGUUCGGUGUGCUGGACGAUGACUUCAUUGGGGAUGAGUUCAUCGGGCAGUACACAAUACCUUUUGAAUGUAUGAUGACAGGCUACCGACACAUCCAGCUCCUCUCCAACACAGGGAAUCCCAUGGAGAACUGCACUCUCUUUAUUCAUGUAGCAAUAACAAACAAGAGGGGAGGAGGG
Candidula unifasciata is the source of this 1370-nucleotide messenger RNA. The record is from the annotation of a GenBank genome assembly. NCBI's taxonomy places the organism in Eukaryota, Metazoa, Mollusca, Gastropoda, Stylommatophora, Geomitridae.